Sitophilus oryzae (rice weevil) is the source of this 420-nucleotide messenger RNA. RefSeq lists its product as uncharacterized. The transcript has a single exon. NCBI's taxonomy places the organism in Eukaryota, Metazoa, Arthropoda, Insecta, Coleoptera, Curculionidae. The record is from RefSeq and is a predicted model, not a curated record. The coding region runs from base 1 to 420 and encodes 139 amino acids.
AUGGUAGCCUUGAUGAGGAAAUUAAGUUCAGAAACAACCAGGGUAGACAAGCAAUUAGACAACUCAACAGUAUUUUAUGGGAUAAGGCGGUAUCAACACAAAAUUUAUAACAGCAUAAUUAAAAGCAUUAUUAGUUAUGGUAGUAAAGUAUGGCCUUUGAAAGAACUCGAAGCUAUAGAAAUGGACUUUUGGAGGCGCGCGGCCGGGAAAUCGAAACUGGAUAGGGUAAGAAAUGAAAAAAAUCAGAACAUCAUGGGCGUUAAGCACAGAAUAACAGAAGACAUCAAAAUUAACCAACUCAGGUGGUACGGGCACGUACAAAGAAUGGAAGAGAGCAAGAUCCCAAAGAAAAUACUCAAUUGGACACCACAUGACAAAAAAAAAGAGGGAGACCUGGACGGAGUUCGAGAGAAGGAAUAG